This is a messenger RNA of Calypte anna (Anna's hummingbird), 1387 nucleotides long. It is a transcript of the gene ARL2BP, whose product is annotated as ADP ribosylation factor like GTPase 2 binding protein. The coding region runs from base 418 to 855 and encodes 145 amino acids. The transcript is spliced from 8 exons. Gene Ontology annotation, biological process: maintenance of protein location in nucleus; positive regulation of tyrosine phosphorylation of STAT protein. Gene Ontology annotation, cellular component: mitochondrial intermembrane space. Lineage: Eukaryota; Metazoa; Chordata; Aves; Apodiformes; Trochilidae. The record is from RefSeq and is a predicted model, not a curated record.
CGCUCCCAUUGGUCCUUCUGAGUGUGGGCGGUCCCUCCUCGGCCGUUCCGCUCUCCGGGGGCAGUGGGCGGGGCGGAAGGAGCCGUUUCCCCGGUGACGGCAGCGCCUGAGGGGGCUCUGAGCGGGACCGAGGUUGUUUUGUCCCUGAGGAAGGAGUAAGCACUCCCAGCAGCAACACAAGGGGUGGCCUCCAGUCCAGGAGCUUGGGCAGGAGUGAUGGAGACUUCUGAUGAGGAAAUCUUCAUUGCAGCCACGUAUUAGGCCAGUGCUUGGCCCCCCAUCUGCUGACCUCCUCUUUUCCUGAAGCUCCUGGCAGAAGGGGAUGUGUGCCUGUGCCUCUGCUGCUCUAGUUCAGAGACUGAAUUCUCUCAGUGCAUCACAAGCUGCCCUGUCCCUAAGGCUGGUCCAGGGUGAUAAAUGAGCUCCUCCCCUUCUGAUGCAGAGUUUGAUGCAGUUGUUGGGUGUCUGGAGGAUAUUAUCAUGGAGAGUGAUUUCCAGUUAAUACAGAGGACUUUUAUGGAGAAGCACUACCAGGAGUUUGAGGACUCAGAAGAAAACAAGCUCAUCUAUACUUCUGUUUUUAAUGAAUAUAUCUCUUUGGUAGAGAAAUACAUUGAAGACAAACUGCUUGCUCGGAUUCCUGGUUUUAAUAUGACAGCUUUCACCAUGUCACUGCAACAGCACAAAGAUGAGAUGACAGGUGAUUUAUUUGAUAUACUUCUCACUUUUACUGACUUCCUGGCAUUCAAAAGAAUGUUCUUGGAUUACAGAGCUGAAAAAGAAGGUCGAAGUGUGGAUUCAAGCCUUGAGUUAGUGGUGACUUCAUUAAAUAAAUCAUCAAUAUCCUCCUCCUAGAACAGUUCCUGCAGUGCUUUUCUUCUCCACAAGUGCAUUUGGACAUGAAAGUGCUGAGGGUCCUGGGAAACAUGGUGCAAUCUGAUGGAAACUCAUUCACCCUCCAGACAGCACCUUCAGAGGCCUGAUCCUAAAAACACCUCUUAGCCAGGUCUGGUUGUGGUCAGGGACCAGAGAAUCAGACAUUUCUGCCUCUACCAGAGCACUUGGGUUUGGUGGGCUCCUUCCCAGCUCUGCCCCGAACACAACUUUUCCAUGAGCACAGAAAUCAGUGCUCGGGCACACAUGGGCAGUCGGUGAGCAGAGGAGCUGCUGGUUCCCAAGAAGAAACCAGAAAACAACAAUAACAACAAAACAUUGUCAUGUUUUUAACAAAUCAGAUGUAGCUCCACUGCUAUGGGAAUCCUAAGGGUACAGCCAGAGAAAACUAAACUUUAAAAUCUCGUUGUUUUUCUGCUGACAGUGUAUGGACUGGAGCUCUACACUUCCCAGCUGUGUAACAUUGACUUAGAAUGUCAGGAACAUAAAAUUU